Molecule: messenger RNA, 1101 nt
Organism: Lasiodiplodia theobromae
Lineage: Eukaryota; Fungi; Ascomycota; Dothideomycetes; Botryosphaeriales; Botryosphaeriaceae
Product: Rta1 domain protein
Exons: 1
Coding region: 1-1101 (366 amino acids)
Cellular component (GO): membrane
Source: RefSeq, a predicted model, not a curated record
AUGGGCGGACGUGUCGAAGGAAGCAUGUGGUACUACGCCCCCGAUAAGGCGGCAGCCAUCGUCUUCAUGAUCCUGUUUCUCCUCUCUGGCGUCGUACACCUCUACCAAUGCUUUCGGUACAAGUCAUGGCGUAUCACAAUAUUCCUCCCCUGGGCUGCUCUCAUCAUGAGUGCUGGCUUUGCAACACGCCUGGCCGGUGCCUACCACAUCGAAAGCCUGGAUCUCGUCAUCGUUUCAACCGUGCUGGUCAUGACCGGUCCACCCGUCUAUGCUGCGAGCAACUAUCUUGUUUUCUCGCGGCUCCUUUUCUACGUGCCAUACCUAUCCCUGAUGCACCCUGGCCGUGUCCUGACUACAUUUCUCGGUCUGGAUCUCCUCGUCGAAAUCCUCGUCAGCAACGGUGCGGUUCGCGUCGCCAACACCUCGCUCACCGAUUCGCAGCGCAAGGUCGGCGAUAUCAUGGUCAAAGUCUCACUCAUUGCGCAAGCGCUCAUCUUCUUCGCUCUCAUCGGCCUCGCAAUCCAAUUCCACAUCCGCGCCCGGCGAGCCCGCGUCCUGACGCGUAACCUACGCACCGUCCUCAUCAUCCUCUACACUACCUCGGCGGCCGUCUCCAUCCGCUGCAUCUACCGCAUCGUCGAGUACUUCGAGGGCUACCACGGCGUGCUCAUUACGCGCGAGUACUUCUUCUACAUCUUCGAGGCCGCCCUCAUGUUUCUCACCACCCUCAUCCUCAACAUUUGGCACCCCGGUGCCCGUCUGCCGCGGUCCAACACGGUCUACCUCAGCCAGGAUGGCGUGACGGAGCUGCAUGGUUUGGGCUGGGGAGACAAUCGCAACUGGGUGCUCACCACCUUCGACCCGUUCGACUUGGUCGGACUGUUCACGGGCAACGACAAGCGGACAAAGUUCUGGGAGAUGACACCUGAUGAGAUUGCGGCGAUCGAGGCGGAGCGGAAGAUGAACAAAAGGAGCGGAUGGAAGGUUGCGCUGGACCCAUUCAACUGGUUCGGAAAGAAGAACGAGGCGAGAAAUGGCACCAAGGGAAAAAUUGACGGUACGGCUGCGCAGAAUAAGACGUCUGCGGAGGAUGUUGUGUGA